GUUUGAAACAGCAUGUGGAGAAGUAUUUGAUGCCAGAUUUUUCGUCUUUUCUCUGGAGAAGGUUCGGCUACAUGGUGAAGCUACAGGUUUCAUUUUAGAAAUAUGCCUCUAGAUGACUCCAAACAGAAUGAGAAGACUGUGGAAAAAGCCCAUACACUUGUGUUUAUCACUAACACUCAUUUUAUGCAUUUUCAUUAAAAUUGUUUUGAGAGUAAAGGAAGACAUUCUCCACCUUAAUACUCGCUGCCAUACAGGAGUGUCUGAGAUACAGCAACUGACAGUAAAAUAUGGCAUUAGUUGCUCUGCAAUAUAUGACAUGGAACCAGCGGAAGUGGGAAAAUCUUUCGUCGCCCGUCAAAACAAAAGCUUUGUGGGGCCAACUGACAAGAGUAUUGUGAAUGCCACGUCUGAUUGCGAUCGUUUUAUAGCAUCAAAGGGUUAUGGUGCGGUACAAGGCUCUGAGUUUGAGCAUGAAUUUCCUCUUGCUUACUCUUUGGUCGUUCACAAGAAUGCCGAUCUUGUUGAGAGGUUGCUCAGGGCCAUUUAUAUGCCACAUAAUGUUUACUGCAUACAUUAUGACCUGAAGUCUUCAGAUGACUUUAUUUCAGCGAUGCAAGGUCUGGCCCGCUGCAUCCCUAACGUCUUCAUUGCCUCAAAACUGGAGAGGGUGCAAUAUGCAGGCAUCUCACGCCUCAAAGCAGAUCUUAAUUGUCUGUCUGAUCUCCUGGAGUCUGAGGUGAAGUGGAAGUAUGUCAUCAAUCUGUGUGGUCAGGACUUUCCACUGCGGACGAAUGCUGAACUGGUGUCAGAUCUAAAGAAGCUUAAUGGCACGAACAUGGUGGAGACCAGACAGCCUGGUACGAAGACUUGGCGCUGGAGAUUUCGCCAUGCCCUGAAGAAUAACAUAUCUGAAUACUAUGAAUCACCUAAAAACAUUUUUGAGGAGAAAUCCCCGCCACCUCAUAACAUAGAAAUGUUUGUGGGCAGUGCAUACAUUACAAUCUCACGAGAAUUUGCCAUUUUUGUUCGGUUGAGUUCUUUAGCCAGACGUUUUUUAGCUUGGUCUGAGGACACAUACUCACCUGAUGAACAUUUUUGGGCAACUCUUGUUCGUGUGCCUGGAGUACCAGGAGAGGUGCCAAGAUCUGACCCUGAUAUCACCGAACUGAUAAGUAAAACGCGUCUGGUGAAGUGGCUUGGUUUUGAAAAUAUUCAUUACCCACCAUGCACUGGAGUCUAUCAAAGGGAAGUGUGUAUUUUUGGUGCUGCUGAGCUCAGAUGGCUUCUUGAUUAUGGUCACUGGUUUGUUAACAAAGUGGACCCAAAGGUGGAUCCUAUUCUUAUUGAAUGUUUAGAGGAGAAGCUUUUGGAAAAACAAUUGAUGUCAAAACAAAAGUCAAAUCUUUUGGGACUGAAAAGGGUUUGCUCCACACUUUGAAAUGUACAACCUUUUGGAUUUCAUAAUGUCUCCUGUUUACAGUAUACUUUCAAGUCAUCACCUAAAAUUAUCUUUUAACUUCUAUACAUGUUUUUGUUCUGUAUUUUAACCAAUUUGGAUUUCUUAAUUGUAUACACUCUUAAGGUACUAGAAAGUCUAGCAAUGCCAUAGAACAGGGGUCUUCAACUACUCUUCUUCUGGGGCCAAUAUGUAAAUACCCUGUAUGCAAAUAUGACGCUGGCCAAA
Molecule: messenger RNA, 1684 nt
Organism: Paramisgurnus dabryanus
Lineage: Eukaryota; Metazoa; Chordata; Actinopteri; Cypriniformes; Cobitidae
Product: beta-1,3-galactosyl-O-glycosyl-glycoprotein beta-1,6-N-acetylglucosaminyltransferase 4-like
Cellular component (GO): membrane
Molecular function (GO): acetylglucosaminyltransferase activity
Source: RefSeq, a predicted model, not a curated record